Molecule: messenger RNA, 647 nt
Organism: Funneliformis geosporum
Lineage: Eukaryota; Fungi; Glomeromycota; Glomeromycetes; Glomerales; Glomeraceae
Source: the annotation of a GenBank genome assembly
AAAGGAGCGUUGGCAUAAAGACACCAAGGAUAGUUGCCGUUCUCUCCCAAAAAGGUGGUGGGGGAAAAUCAACCUUGGCUCGCUAUGCCCCAGCUCGGAUUAGUGAAGGAACUUUAAAUAUUGCUAAGGUGGCUAACUUAAUAAUUCAACCUGUCCGUCCUAGUUUGGAUGACUUAAAUCCAGCAAUAAGAGAGUUUAACAGUUUGCUUAAAGUUAGAAUAGAUAAAAAUAAAUUAGCCUUUGUUAUAAAUGCGGUUAGUUCAGAAGCGGAGGAAAAAGCUACGCGGAACUAUUUAGAAAAAGCGAGUUAUUUUGUUUUUACUACUUCUUUACUAGAAAAGAAAUUAAACCCUUAUCAUCUAAGAGGCUUUGGUUGUGAUAGGUGUGGUAAUGAAUAUCAUAAUGAAACAGCUUAUUCACCAGCUCCUAAUUUAAAUGAAAUAAAUAAUUACUAUACUUAUUGCUCCAAUUGUGUAAUAAUUGAGGAGGAACCAAAAAAACCAUCAACCAAAACCAAAAAAACCAAAGAUUUUGGUUUGCCACCCCAAGAAGCCAGCGAAAAUUUAAGGUCUUUGGAAAUAGAUAAAAGAACUUUACGGAAAACGGGACGAAUUAAACAAUUUAAUACUAGUGUCAGCGAGGAAUGA